Messenger RNA from Scleropages formosus (Asian bonytongue), 1281 nucleotides. RefSeq names its product ubiquitin specific peptidase 21 (gene usp21). Gene Ontology annotation, molecular function: cysteine-type deubiquitinase activity. Bases 61 to 1281 code for a protein of 406 amino acids. The transcript is spliced from 14 exons. The record is from RefSeq and is a predicted model, not a curated record. Gene Ontology annotation, biological process: protein deubiquitination. NCBI's taxonomy places the organism in Eukaryota, Metazoa, Chordata, Actinopteri, Osteoglossiformes, Osteoglossidae.
GGAAAUUAUUUCAAGGAGGAUAAUUGUACUGGAGCAGCUCAGGGGCAGGCGAACAGAAGAAUGCCCGGGGCUGGUGACAUUACCAUGGAAAACUCGUGCCGGGCCUUGUGCCGCUCCUUGGUCACCCACAGCGGCGUGCAGGAUGAGGCGGACAUCUCCAAGUCUGUAUUGUACACCUCCCUCAUGGGGCUGCUGCUGGUUGCUGACAAAGAGAGAGAAAUUGACUUAUCGCUGGGCACUGGAAAGGUUGGGCUGCGGAAUGUGGGAAACACAUGCUUCCUCAACUCUGUAGUUCAGUGUUUGUCACACACUCUCAGUCUAAGAGACUACUGUCUAACCAAGGCCUUUCUACAAGAAAUGGGCUCCGCCAAAGAGCCACAGCUCAUGAAAGCAUUCACCCAGGUCCUGUCUGACCUGUGGGACACUAAAGGAUCUGAAACAGCUGCAAAUCCCGGUACAUUCUACUCCGUCUUCAAAGAGUCAGUGCCUUACUUCAGCGGCUACAGUCAGCAGGAUGCGCAGGAGUUUCUUCGCUUUCUGUUGGACAGACUUCACUCCGAGAUCAACCGCUGCCCACCGCACCGCAAUCCAGCACACACCAAUCUCGCCCCCAUGUAUGCAAAGAUCAGAAUCGAAGAAGAAGCUGCAAUGAUGUGGAGGAAAUAUCUUGAGAGAGAAAACAGCAAGAUUGUAGACUUGUUCUCCGGUCAGCUACGCAGUACUCUGCAUUGCUCCAUCUGCUCUCACUAUUCAACCACUUUUGAUGUCUUCUAUGACCUGUCGCUACCUAUCCCGAAGGUACUCCCUGUGGCAGGGGCCUCGGUUUCUCUGAAGGACUGUCUUGAGCUCUUUUCCCAAGAAGAACAACUCGACCAGGAAAAUUCACCUUUGUGUGAGAGGUGCGGGAAGCGCACGGUCAGCACCAAGAGGCUAAUCAUCCAGAGGUUCCCAAAAGUCAUUGUUCUGCACCUGAACCGGUUUACCAUGUCGAGGUACUCCAUCAGCAAAAGCACUGUGUCCGUGUCCUUUCCGCUCACUCAGCUGGAUCUGGGCCCAUAUGGACCUGUGGAUACCGGACCUGUUUUGUACAACCUGUAUGCUGUGUGUAACCACUCGGGCACAGUGAACAUGGGGCACUACACAGCCUACUGCCUGGAUGAGUCUGGCUGGCAAUGCUACAAUGACUCCAGGGUUACUCCAAUUGCUGAAUCUCAGCUCCAGUCCAGCCAAGCAUAUGUUCUUUUCUAUCAGCUCGAUGUCAGUAGCCAAGCAAGGAAAUAA